This is a messenger RNA of Pocillopora verrucosa, 3069 nucleotides long. RefSeq lists its product as uncharacterized. NCBI's taxonomy places the organism in Eukaryota, Metazoa, Cnidaria, Anthozoa, Scleractinia, Pocilloporidae. Gene Ontology annotation, cellular component: Golgi apparatus; ciliary membrane. Gene Ontology annotation, biological process: negative regulation of smoothened signaling pathway. The record is from RefSeq and is a predicted model, not a curated record.
UCUUUGGGGUUUUGCGUGAGCAAGUUGAUUGCAUUCAAAUGCUGUAACUUCGAACAAAGUUAGACAACUAUAGGACAUUUCUCCAAAGCUGAAAGAUAGAGGAACAGUCAUAAAUACCGUAGAUGGCCUUUGGAGUGAAAAUGCGCCGAAAUCCAACCGAAUCAUUUAAUAUUCCAGAAGAUUGAUUCGACCAUUUCGAUUGACUGUAGUAGAACGUCACUGUUUACGCCGUUCUUCGGCCGCGAUUAGAUCUUUCUUGGAGUGUAUUCGAGGAAAUAUUCGCGCUUAUAGUACGCCUAGAUCAUGGAUAAAUUUGUAAUUGUUGGAGGAUUUUUAUGUUUUGCGGCCGAUGUCUUCGCCAUAGCGUCAUUGGCAACUCCUGAGUGGGUAGUGAUGGAGUUUGCGGGUUCUGUUAGACUGGGGUUGACUGUCAUGUGUCAGAAAUCAGAGGGGCAACCAGAGGUGUGUGUUACCCCUGAUUUACCCCAAGAGUGGCUGGCUACUCUAUUGUUUAUGAUUUUGGGUGUGGUAGCUCUGACACUCACUUGCUUUUUGCUACUGGUGUCUCCCUGGAAACCUUCCAUUGUGGAUGCAGCCAAGUGGAUUGUUUUUCUUGGAAUGAUAGUGUUCUGUCUGGCAGCCCUCACAUUCCCAAUGGGAUUUCAAAUGCCAGAGAUUGGUGGAAAACCAUACAAGUUACCACAAGGAACACACGUUGGACCUUCAUUUUUUCUUUAUAUAUUUUGUAUAGUUUUCACAAUUGCCUCUGAACUUUUUAUAUUCAAAGUUUGUCCACUCUUGCUUAGGUAAUGAAGAAAAAAUAUUACAUUUUGGGUGAGAAAAAUGCCAACAAAUUGCUCAACAAUACACAAUAUUGGAGUAAAAGAGGCCAUACAUUUAAAGAGUUUAAGGGUAACUGCACAUGGCCAUCUGUUGUUAUUCUGCACUUUUGCCUUUAAAAGUAAUUUUUUUAAAAAUAAAUUUACUUUAACAAUUUAGAUAAGACAGGCUUUCUUAAUCCUUUAACUCCCAGAAUCUGAUUGUUAAUUCUUCCCUCUAGCUGCCGCAAUUUUCUUUGUAAAUUAUUUAUAUGAAUUUGAUGUAAGAUCAAGAUGACAAUAUCUACCUGCUAAGCUUGAGUAUUCUCAGUAUCUGUUUGCUGGAUAAUUUAUGGACAUUAUCGAGAGAAGUUACUGGUACAUGUUUAUGACCUCUGGGAGUUAUAGGGUUUACUUAUAAAACUCUUGAGUAGUGCUGAUAAGUUUGAGUAUUCUCAUUACCUGUUUGCUGGAUCGUGUAUGGAUAUUAUAGGGAGAAGUUACAUGUGAAUCACCUCUGGGAGUUAAAGUGUGAAAACUUUUCAGUAGUACUGAAGUAUAAGGCCAUCUCAGGAAAAUGUUGGUGUUGUUUCUGAUGAAUUUUCAAAACAAAAGUUGAACCUUAUAGGGCAACACAGAUAGUCACCCAGUAUGUCUGAACAUGCAAAAAACAUUCUUCAAUUUUAUUUUUAGAGUAUUAUUUAUUUAAUUUUGCCAAAUUCACUGUUGACUUACUUUUACUUAACAGCUGGAAAGUAAUACAGUAGCAACAAGUAAAUGAACCUCAUGCUCUGUUUAGUGAUAGUAAAUGAAACAAAAGUUUCACUAUUACUAGUUCAAGAACAUAUACAUGUACAUUGAACUCAACUAUGAAUGUAAAGUUUUCACAGCUGGUACUGUCUUGAGAGGUCAGCAUACAUAGUUCUAAUUUUAGAUUUUCAGGGAAACUCCUAUUAAGGAAUCAACCAUGGAAACCUUGUUACACUAAACUGAGUUAUAGUAAGAGUGAGAAUGUUUCAGUUUGGUUUGGCAUCAACCAUACUUAUCAACAGCUCAAUGUGUUUGCUGGAUGUAGCCUUGUUUAGACAAAAUGGCUAGUGUGUCCUUUUUAUUACAUCCAUCUUGAAAUCAUUGCAAUUCCUUGCAAUCUGAUUGGCUCUCAUCAGAUUUAUUCACAAAUAGCACCAUUUUUUGCUCUUAAUGACAUCUUUUCCUCAGCCAAUGAGAAAGCUUCACUAAAACUCAAGAACCAAACACAUUUCAAUGCUUUUUCAAGGUACCACUCAAAUUGCAGGAAAAUGAAAUACAACUUUAACAACAUUUUACAAACCAAUUCAGUACUGGAUCAGUAGCAUUUGUAAGGAGUAAAAAGUUCUAUAUUUUAGCCACUGAAUUUUCCUAUUUCAAAUUGGAUGUAAUAAAGAAGUAAUUGAACUUUGUGUUGUGCAAGUUUGGUCUGAAAUCGUACUUGUGAUUUCAAAUCAAACUUGUGCUGCUUGCUCGUUUGAUAUUGAAUUUGCCCUCCACUCAGUUUAAUUACCAUUAUAUACAGGGUGUUUCCUUAAUUUGAGGUUCCCUUUAUACAAGUUUCAUUGUGUUGUACAUGCAUGUGAUCCUAUGAAGGGAAGCUAUUAUUUACAUUGAAAAGUAUUUAUCUUAUGCAUGGGCUUUUGAAUCUAGGUAUUGUAACUUUGUAAAUAGUGUUACUAAUUUUAAUGACAUAGGUUGAUUUGUAACAUUAUUGUGUCACAUGCAAAACAUUUUCUUACUUUUACAACACUUCAGUUCAAACUUCAGAUGAAGUGCAUCUGCAAUGUGAUAUAACCUUGCAGGGAAGGGUUGUUGUCAGUUUAAUUCUUCUACCUAAGAAUUGAAAGUUUUCUGAUAAAGUGAAAUUGUAUUAAUGUCACCCAUGCAGUUAAUGUCACCCAUUAAUGGAAAAAAGUCAGUUUUCCUUUCUAGCCACAUUUAAGCCAACCAAGAGGAUAUUGAAAAUUGGUAGGCGAUUAGGUAUAUCAGCUUGUCCAAGUUAUCUCUGUGUAUAUUUUUUCUUUAUUUAUAGGGAUGCUUUUAACUGCAGAUUUCAAUUAAAUUGUAUUUUUAAUAGAAAGUUGUGUUGCAUUGUAUACCUGGUUAUACUUUCAAUGAAAGGAAAUGAAACACAGGCUAGUAAAAGCAAAUAUGGUAAAAAUAUUAGAACUGGUGGUAAACCAGAAAUCUUGAGAUGAGUUUAAAAUAAAGCUGUCACCAA